ACAUGUCAUAGAUGUCAUGCAGAAGAGCAUUUGGUAUUGAAUUGUCCAAUUGCAAAAAGACAAAAAAAAAUAAAUGAAAGAAAGACAAAAGAUUUUGAGAAAUAUGGAUACAUCAACCAAGAGGAUCCACUUAAAAAUAUAAUGAAUAUGCUUGAAACUAUUAAACAAGAUAUAGUAGAAAUUAAAACAAACAAAAAAUGUUAUGAAAGAGUACAAUAUUUGGAGAAAUAUACUGGAUAUAAUUUGGAAAAAAAAGUAGAUCAUAUGAUUGAGAAUGAGGAAGAAGAAAAAGAUACAACAGAGAAUGGUAAGAAAAAGUUCACAGAAAAAACAAAGAAAUUGCAAGAAACACAAAUGGAACAAAUAGAAAACACAGUUAAAAUAUUAGCAGAAUUAAUACCAGAAUUGAAAAAAUCCAAUGAUAAAACACAAGAAAGAUUAAGUAGAAUGGAACAAUUAUCUAUUUUGUCAAAACAUAGAGAACAAACAAAGGCUACUUACAGUCAAGAGAACCAACAAUCUUAA
Messenger RNA from Diversispora eburnea, 525 nucleotides. Lineage: Eukaryota; Fungi; Glomeromycota; Glomeromycetes; Diversisporales; Diversisporaceae. The record is from the annotation of a GenBank genome assembly.